AUGUCGACAAAGAAGCAAGUAUCCCCCUGGCAGUCAAUACUCGCCGGGGGAGCAGCAGGAGGAUUUGAGAGCAUGAUAACAUAUCCAACCGAAUACCUCAAAACCCGCCAACAGCUGUUUAAAGGCACCCAAAGACCCUCUCUCAUCAAGCUCGUCACAACGACAAUCAAAGACCAUGGAAUUCGCACAUUCUACACUGGAAGCGGUGCAUUUUGCAUUUCCAACGCUUCAAAGUCCGCUAUCCGGUUCUUCACUUUCGACAGUGUACGCAAAUCCAUGCCCGUGGACGCCUCGGGAAAAGUAACACCGGUAGGAAACAUGUGCGCAGGGAUGAUGGCCGGUGUGGCCGAAGCAGUUGCCGUCGUCACGCCAGGCGAGACUAUCAAGACGAAAAUGAUUGAUGAUCGCGCCGGGCCAAGGCUGUACAGAUCGACGGGCCAUGGCAUUGUUUCCAUCGUUGCACGAGAUGGGCUAGCGGGUAUAUACCGUGGUGUUGUCCCCGUGACGCUGAAACAAUCUGCCAAUGCCAUGGUCAGGUUCACGAGUUACAAUCUGCUUCUGGGCUGGAUGGAGAAAGUCUCGUCGCGCAAGUCGGUUAACACGGUUGUGGCGGGUGCGAUGGCUGGAGUCGUCACUGUUUAUGCGACUAUGCCUUUUGACUCGAUCAAGACUAGACUGCAGGCUGUUGAUGGGCAUAAGAGGUAUAGGGGGUCAUUCGACUGCUUGAGGUCUGUCGUAUCUCAGGAGAGCGUCGCUGCUUUGUGGCGCGGAACAACGCCUAGGCUUGUUCGGUUAAGUGUAUCCGGAGCCUUGAGUUUCACCAUCUAUGAAUCGGUGAUUGAGUGGACUAGUCCUCAGAAAUCAGAGGUAAUGGAGAGUGACAAGUCGGUGCUCUAG
Messenger RNA from Penicillium olsonii, 897 nucleotides. The record is from the annotation of a GenBank genome assembly. Lineage: Eukaryota; Fungi; Ascomycota; Eurotiomycetes; Eurotiales; Aspergillaceae.